Molecule: messenger RNA, 735 nt
Organism: Octopus sinensis (East Asian common octopus)
Lineage: Eukaryota; Metazoa; Mollusca; Cephalopoda; Octopoda; Octopodidae
Product: general transcription factor II-I repeat domain-containing protein 2A-like
Exons: 1
Coding region: 1-735 (244 amino acids)
Source: RefSeq, a predicted model, not a curated record
AUGGCCACUGAUUUGAAAACACAGUUGAUUGAAAAAGGAAAAGAUUUUGUUGCACACUCUCUUGCUGUGGAUGAAACUACUGACACAAUUGAUGCGGCACAACUGGCUAUUUUCAUCCAUGAAGUGGACUGCAAUUUGUUCAUCAUGGAGGAAAUUUUGGACAUUAAAUCGAUGCACAGGACAACAACAGGGAAGGACCUUUUUGAAAAAAAAUGUCAGAUUGCAACCGACAUGAAACCGCCUUGGGACAAACUUGCUGGACUUUCAACAGAUGGAGCACCGGCGAUGUGUGGUAAGAAAAAAAGUGGGCUGAUGGGUAGGAUGCGUUUAGAGUUACAAGAAGGGAACUGCGCUGGUGAGUUGACAACAUAUCAUUGCAUCAUACACCAGGAAACGAUGUGUGCUAAAGCCUUUAAAAUGAAACAUGUAAUGAGCACUGUAACGCAGACCGUAAACGUUAUCCAAGCUAAAGGGUUAAAUCACCGCCACUUUCAGUCUUUCCUGCAGCAAAUACAUUCAGAGUUCAGUGAUGUGCCUUAUCAUACAGAGGUGCGGUGGCUCAGUCGGGGACAGGUCCUCAAUAUAGUUUUUGGGCUGGUUGAGGAGAUAUGUCAGUUUAUGAACAGUAAAGGAAAAGAAUCCAAAGUUCUGCGAGAUGAAGAAGGGAAAUGCGAGUUGGCGUUUCUGGUUGACAUAACUGCGCAUCUCAAUGUUUUAAACAUCCAGCACCAGUGA